AUGCCACAUCGAGAGCAUAAUAUUCCAGCCAGUUCAACAUAUGCUGGAGGUUCAACAUAUGCUGGAGGUUCAACGUAUGCUGGAGAUUCAAUACUUGCUGGAGAUUCAGCACUUGCUGGAGGUUCAACAUAUGCUGGAGAUUCAACAUAUGCUGGAGGUUCAACAUAUGCUGGAGGUUCAACGUAUGCUGGAGAUUCAAUACUUGCUGGAGAUUCAGCACUUGCUGGAGGUUCAACAUAUGCUGGAGGAAGAGUAACCUCUUGUUGCGGGAGGUUCGACAUUGACCGCGUAGGAUUUUCAUUCAA
Molecule: messenger RNA, 305 nt
Organism: Rotaria sordida
Lineage: Eukaryota; Metazoa; Rotifera; Eurotatoria; Philodinida; Philodinidae
Source: the annotation of a GenBank genome assembly